AUGCUGGGACUCAAAGCGACGACUCUGGUGGCGCUCUGCGCGGGCAGCGCACUCGCCCAGACCCCGAUCCGGGUUGCGAGCUUCAACAUCAGAUACGACAACUCAGAUAUCAGCAUCGCGGAUAGGGAGCUGUGGUGGGGAGGUCUGACCUGUGCGAACGACCCCUACCAGUGCCGCAUGUUUGGUGUGAUCGGCGAGCUCGCCAAAGUGACCGCCGCGGGCGACUCCUUCGUGGGCAUGCAGGAGGUGCUGGACAACCAGCUGAACGACAUCAUGGGCGCCAUGAAGCAGCUCGGCCCCUGGGAGCACAUCGGCGUGGCGCGCGACGACGGCAAGAGCGGCGGCGAGUACAAUCCGAUCAUCUACAGGACGGACGUGUUCGAGCUCUUGCACGAGGAGACAAAGUGGCUGUCCCAGACGCCCGACAAGCCGUCCAAGAGCUGGAACUCGGGCAGCAACCGCAUCGUGACCGUGGGCGUGUUCAAGCACAUCGCGACGGGCAGGCUCAUUCUCAUGGCCAACACUCACCUGGACAACGCCGUCGCCGAGGCCCGCACCAACCAGAUCGGUGUUGCCGUCGACAUCAUCAAGGCGGUCGAUGCGGCCUACGGACCUAACCUGCCUACCUUCCUGACUGGUGACUUCAACUCGGGCGACACGGACCCUGCGUACAGGACCCUGGUGGGCGAGAAGUACCUCCAGGACUUGUACGCCACGGCCUCCCCUGCGCAGCGCAGUCAGCGGUUCUACACGUACACCGGUUUCGCGGGCGAGUAUGCGUCCCGGAUUGACUACAUCUGGUUUGGACCUUCGUCUGGUCCCGCCGGUGGCCCGAUCACCAUCAAGGGAUACUCGGUCGAGGACAACACCUGGGGACCCGGCGUCAUGAGCGAUCACCGAUGUGUGGUCGGAGAUGUCACCCUUGGCUAA
This is a messenger RNA of Diaporthe batatas, 930 nucleotides long. RefSeq lists its product as uncharacterized. The coding region runs from base 1 to 930 and encodes 309 amino acids. NCBI's taxonomy places the organism in Eukaryota, Fungi, Ascomycota, Sordariomycetes, Diaporthales, Diaporthaceae. Gene Ontology annotation, molecular function: 3'-5'-RNA exonuclease activity. The record is from RefSeq and is a predicted model, not a curated record. The transcript has 3 exons.